Molecule: messenger RNA, 861 nt
Organism: Symbiodinium pilosum
Lineage: Eukaryota; Dinophyceae; Suessiales; Symbiodiniaceae
Source: the annotation of a GenBank genome assembly
GAGAUGGAAGAUUUCUUCAAGCUCAUGCCGGGGAUUCAGGCAAUGGAGGACGUGGAGGAGCCACCGUCAACGGUGCCCAACAAGAAGAGGAAGCUGGAGGAGACGGGAAAAAAGGGGCCCCCAAAGGGCAAGGGCAAGGGCAAAAGAAAGCAACAUCGAGGUCAGUCAGCCAGGGACUUCGAAAAUUCUUCGGACCUGCGCGGGCUGGUCAAGCACCUUGGCCACAUGGUUCUCAGACAAGCGGAGGCCCUCAAUCGACUGGAGUACGACACUUGCUUUCUCCUCAUGCUGGAGACCAAGCCGCAUCCGGGGACAGUGAUUCCAAGUCUCUUCAAGGUAGCCACCAGCUGGCGCAAGCAGAAGGAGGAGAAUCCUGCGGCACUGCAGCAGUCUCUGAGGCAGGUCAUGUUGACGUGCUUGAUCAGGGAGGUUCAGGCCCGGGCGGAGCUCACGCUGAAAACGCCGGGCGCGAAGAAGGAGGCGGAGCGGUUGGGCUUCUUGGAAGGGGAGGCCUGGGUUUACCAAACGUGGGAUCCGGAGAAGCAGCACAACGUGAGGGACACAACGCGGAAGCCGAUGCCAUUGGUGGACUUCAAUGCGCAAGCGGAGAGGAUGCUCAAGUACGUCCAGGGGACGGGGCUGACGCGCUUUCAGGCUCUCAAGACUAUCACCUCGGAUCUAGAAGGCCAGCAGAUCCCCUUCCUGUUGGACGUCUCUCUCAGGGACUCGUACCUUCACGACGUGCUCUUAGCAUGGACUCAGUUGUCGGUGUUCAGCCUCGUGGGAGGAAGGAUCCGGAGAUCGCGCAUCAAGCAGAGCCAGCAACAGGAGCAGCUCUACCGGAUGCUUCGCAAUCUUUGA